UUGUCCUUAAGUAGCUUCUCAUCGUGCCCUGACAGGUCAUGUAAGGACAUUUUGGCACGCAGCCGGAUCGGGGAAAUGAUGAGUUUACGGCCCGCCGCACACGCUGUUUGACAUGCAGUUACUCUCUAAGGAUAUCACGGCCAAAACAAGCUCACACCGAGUCCACUGUAGUGCUGUUAAAUUGGGCAUUUUCUAGCCUAAAAUUUCUCCCCAAAAAUUUUAAGAGCACAGAGAGAGUCGCCGAGGAAUGACGUCAGGACGUAUUACAUUGAAUGAUGACGCCGUUUGAUCAUUAAAAAAAUCUGCCGUUAAAAAAAAAUCAGAGAAUUGGGUCAGCAAACAGCACGGUAUGAAUGUAACUCCCGUGCGUUCGUUCGGUGGUUCAACUUUGACAAAGAAGCCCCCGCUUUGGCGUGAAGUAACCUGCUCCGACGGGGAGAGAGGGAGAUGUCCGGUGUUUUCCAGCAUCUGCCAACGACAGCCGUAGCCGUUAGACCGGUCCGUCUGUCUGUCUGCGUCCCUCGGCUGGGUUUGGGAAGACCCGUUUGCCCGGAUAACGUUAACGCUGCUGCGGUCCCGGGCCAGGCUCGGGUCUGAGCGGUUAGCCGGGGGAAAGCAGAGACGCCGACAGAUACCACCAGAGAGGAGCUGAGAGCUGCUCUGCUGAGACCCAGGAAAUCACUCCUCGCCUUGUCUCGACAGCCUGGUAGCAACACAGUGCACAUUUCAGUAGUUCCAAAAUACAGAAUUCAAGGACUUUAAAGUGGGAGCACGUUUGCUUGCGAUAUGUGAGUCUCGGCAGUUCUGCCACGCAUCUAGUUUUGCCGGAGAAGUAAAAAGUUUGGUUUGACAAUGUCGAGCCGCCGGAAAUCCACCACACCUUGCAUGGUGGUGCCCUCUGAUGUGGUUGAGCAGGAGCAAGAGGAGGUGGAGGAGAAAACAGAGAAAACGAAGGAGGAAGACGCUGGGGAGGAGGAGGAGGGAAAGGUGAAGGAGGGAACGGAGGAGGGGCUGACUGCAGAGGAGCUGGGGCAGGCUGUAGUUGUUGUUCCUGCUCCACCAGAUUCAGAUGAACCUGGUGUAUCUACUGUAGACAACAGAGAGGCUGUCGGUCCGUCACUGAAAAGCAGCACUACAAAUCCUCCUGAGGAUCUGAGCAGCGAUCAGCCCACCCACGAGCAACAGUGUGACACCCCUGAGGAGGGGGGAGCAGACCCCGCUGCAGUUGCUGCCAUCUCUCUCAGCAAGACCCCGAUCAUGAGGAUGAAGACCAAAUCUGAACCCAAGAGAAUCGCUGUGUCCCUGAAAUCGGCAGACGAGGCAGCGGAGGCUUUUGGAGGAGGUGGCGAUGGAGAGUUGGGUGGGGAGCAGGAACCCAUUGAAGCUCCUCCGGGGCCGAUGACGCCUGUGGAGAUGCUCAUGCACGACUCCAUGAAGCUCGGGGGAGGCGGCUUGCUGAUCACCCCUCAGUUUGAACAGCAGAGGAAGUCAUCCAUUUUAAAUCCUACAGUCCUGCCUGCUGGUCUGGCACAGGUGCUCUCUGCCUUCCAGGCCCAGCAAAACACAGCAGCAGUUCAGCCCCAGCUGCUGAUUCCACUUAGCAGCAUCCCCUCCUACAGUGCCGCUAUGGACACCAACCCUCUGCUGGGCACCACAUAUAAGAAGUUCCCUUACCCCUCCAUGGCUGAGAUCAGCAGCCUGGCAGCACAAACACAGUUCACAGAGGAACAGAUCAAGGUGUGGUUCUCAGCUCAGAGGCUGAAGCACGGUGUCAGCUGGACUCCAGAAGAAGUGGAAGAGGCCAGGAGGAAGCAGUUUAAUGGCACGGUGCACACUGUGCCUCAGACUAUCACUGUCAUACCUGCUCACCAGCUGUCGGCUGCUGCUAACGGCCUGCAGUCCAUCCUUCAGACCUGCCAGAUAGUGGGCCAGCCUGGCCUCGUGUUCACACAGGUUGGCCCAGGAGGCAACCUUCCAGUGACCAGUCCCAUCACCCUGACAGUGGCAGGGUUGCCUAGCCAGUCCCAGAGCUCCAGCAGAGUUUCCUGCCAGCCCACCCUGACAAACAGUGAGCUGAAGCGGGCUACCACUAUCCAGCCUCCCUCUCUUUCACCACAGGAGAACUCAGCCCUCAGUGUUGACACAUUCAGCAUGCGACCUAAGAAAUCCAAAGAGCAGCUGGCGGAGCUGAAAGCCAGCUACCUGAAGAACCACUUUGUCACAGAUGCCGAAAUUGCCCGAUUGAUGAAACUUACCAACCUGACGAAAGGGGAGAUCAAAAAGUGGUUCAGUGACACCAGGUACAACCAGCGCAACUCCAAGAACAGCCACGUCAUCGUGUUUCACGACGGAGGUGGUAGAAGCGGGGGCACAUGUAGCAGCGCUGCUAACACCACCAUUGUUAUCGACUCCAGCGACGAGACCCCGACAUCACCCCAUCCUCCACGUACACCUCCCGUGAAGGAGAAGGAGACCCGUCCCAAAACGUGGAACCCGUUUCCAGACUUUACCCUGCAGAAGUUUAAGGAGAAGACGCCGGAGCAGCUUGUGGUGCUGGAGGAGAGUUUUGAGAAGAACACCACACCUUCAGAUGAAGAGCUGAGCCGUCUGAGGACGGAGACUAAACUGACACGGAGGGAAAUUGACGCCUGGUUCACCGAGAGACGAAAAAUGCCAUCCGUCAGCACCUCGUCUCCAGAUUCCUCUGAAGGAGGAAAAAUAGAAACAGAUGGAGCAAAAGCAGGAGAAGGGGGAGGAACAGGAGCAACGGCCUCUUCUUCACCUCCUGCCUCCUCAUCUCGAAAAGGUAGUCAAACUCCUCCUGGGAAUCGCACCAAGCAUUUGCCCAGCAGCAACAAGAAGGACAUUAAGGACAAGAGUAAAAAGACUCCGGAGCAGCUCCAUAUUCUGAAAAGUGCCUUUGUUAGGACCCAGUGGCCCACACCAGAGGAGUACGAUCAGCUGGCAGAGGAAAGCGGCCUUCCUCGCUCCUACAUUGUCAGCUGGUUCGGAGACUCUCGGUAUUCCUGGAAGAACGGAAACCUGAAGUGGUUCUUUCAAUACCAAAGUGGCAACAUCGAAGGACCAAACAGCGGAGGUGGGAGUAAACUGGGAAGCGGCAGUCGGAAAAGACGUGUACGAAAUCGUGGGUGGGGACGAUCCCGAACCAGGAAGCAGCCAAGAAGGUCCACCUCUUUAAGUUCGGAUGUCGACCGGCCAACCCCAUCAAAGAAGUUCAAGACUGGGAAGGAGAUCCUGAAGGAGUACUACUUGAAGCACCACUUCCUGAAUGAGCAAGAUCUGGACGAGCUUGUCACCAAGACCAACAUGAGCUAUGAACAGGUGAGGGAGUGGUUCGCCGAGGUGCAGCGACGCUUGGACGGGGGGUUAGAUCCUUUCCUGGAACCGAGCGCACAGAGGACUGAUGGAGACGAAGGAACACAGGAGGAAGGAGAGGAGACGCAGGGAGAGUCAAUAGCCACCGACGAGCAGACAGGCGCAGGGCAGGGAGAUGAAGAAGAUGAGGAGGAGGACGAGGAGGAGGAUGGUGAUGACACAGACGACAGUGAGGUUUGGGAGCCAUCACGCAGCGUCAAGAAAUCUUUGUCCGUUUCUGAAGACUAGCAAUUGUGGGGAAGCAGGGUGAAGCUUAACUGAAUGUUACAAGAAAUACUGUUUGGAGGAAUCGACGCUGGACGGCACUUAGCUAGACCAAGUGUUUUUAUCCACUGAUUUGCAUGUGUAGUUCUCCACAUUCAUUUGCUUUUCAAGCUGUUUCCGAGUCACGUCUAUGUGACACUAAGACACGGACUAUUAGCUUUAGAUCAAUCUCUCACUGUAACUAAGGUGAAAACAAGAAUCCGACCCCACACAGAGGCACAUGAAACUUUGAUAACGCUUAUAAAGCAGCACCUACAUAAUGUUUAUAAAGAGGAAUGGCGUGAAAUACAAUCUUCAAGCUGAGCUGAGGAUGACAACUGUCAGUGAGAUAGGUAUCCAAAAAUAUGUUGAAUCCAAACACAUCCAUUAGACCCUUUUUUUUUUUUUUUUUUUUUAAAGGAAGCAAACUGUCUAAACGACAGAUUUUGCUCCUUUCUAAUUUGCACUCCUUGCCUGCUUAAAUGAAGCUACUAAGCUGCCCCCUUUCAGACACUGAUGCUGCUUUUCUUCUGGAAGGAGUGUUUGAUAAGUUGUGAGCAAGGGCCUGAAUUCAAAUAUCAAUUUGUAAUUCUGUGAAUGCCCACCCUCCUCUGAGCAGUUGUACUUAAAAAGGUGCUUGAAAAUGUAUUGCAGCUAGAUGUCACUGCUGAGCGGUGUAUCCAGUGAAACCAGCACAUGACUGUGGGAUUUCAUUUUACCUGUUUUUUAGCACCUGUGAAGAGCAGAUCAAGAGAAUCAGCAGGUUAUUCGAGCUGACAUGAAUUUGAUGAUCUGUGUGAAAUGAUAUGAGAAAAAAAGUACCUUAAUGCUGAAUGAAUGCCAAGGCCAGGCAUUAAAUAACACAGGAUGUCUA
This is a messenger RNA of Maylandia zebra (zebra mbuna), 4513 nucleotides long. The record is from RefSeq and is a predicted model, not a curated record. Lineage: Eukaryota; Metazoa; Chordata; Actinopteri; Cichliformes; Cichlidae.